Molecule: messenger RNA, 724 nt
Organism: Strigops habroptila (Kakapo)
Lineage: Eukaryota; Metazoa; Chordata; Aves; Psittaciformes; Psittacidae
Gene: PTRHD1
Product: peptidyl-tRNA hydrolase domain containing 1
Exons: 2
Coding region: 79-534 (151 amino acids)
Molecular function (GO): peptidyl-tRNA hydrolase activity
Source: RefSeq, a predicted model, not a curated record
AAAAUGGCGGCGGCCGCGCUGCCUCUCGGCAAGCGCCACCCCGCCUCCCAGUAGGCUGUUGCGGUGCCGUACGGCAGCAUGGCGGCGUCCGGAGCGGCAGCGGCGCUGGUGCAGUAUGUGGUGCUGCGGGGGGACCUGGCCCGGCCGCCGCGGUCGUGGCCGCUGGGCGCGGUGGUGGCGCAGGGCUGUCACGCCGCGCUGGCCGCCUCGCAUACGCACCGCGAGCACCCCGACACCCGCGCCUACCUGGAGCUGGGCGGUGCUAUGCGUACCGUCGUGCUGGAGGUGCGCGGGGCAUGCUGGGAGCGCCGCCGCAGCGUGGCGGCCUCCGUGGGGCGGGCUCGGCGGAGCCGUGAGUGGCUGGCUCCAGAUGAGGCUGCCCUGACGGCACUAGCAGAGACCCUGAAGCACCACAGCAUUGACCACGAAGUGUGGACUGAGCAGCCGGAGAACACAGCCACCUGCCUGGCGCUUAGGCCCUACCCGAAGGACCAAGUGCACCAGCACCUGAAGAAAUUUAAGCUGUUGAAGUGACUGGGCAUGGACAGCUCUACUCCUGGGCCAAAGCUGAGCUCACCCCUGGGUGGGUGCUGGGAGGAAAGCUGCUGUGCCUCAGGAAUGCUAAUGCUCAGCAGCAGGUAGUCUUCUUGCGUGGUGACAGCAGUUACAGUGUGAAACAUCUCUUUGGUGGGGAGGAUUAAAUGUUACUCUGUGCAGAAUGUGA